Messenger RNA from Pseudoliparis swirei, 2564 nucleotides. It is a transcript of the gene leprotl1, whose product is annotated as leptin receptor overlapping transcript like 1. Gene Ontology annotation, biological process: negative regulation of growth hormone receptor signaling pathway; late endosome to vacuole transport via multivesicular body sorting pathway. Gene Ontology annotation, cellular component: endosome. The coding region runs from base 227 to 622 and encodes 131 amino acids. The record is from RefSeq and is a predicted model, not a curated record. Lineage: Eukaryota; Metazoa; Chordata; Actinopteri; Perciformes; Liparidae. The transcript is spliced from 4 exons.
AUGACGAAACAGUAUGUAUAAGUAGUACAUAUUCAUAUUUAAACAUAUAAACAAAUGAAAAUCGGAUGUGUUUGUGUGUGACAAACGGAUUUGUUUGUGUGUGUCUUAGAAAUCCCAUAUUUCCGGUAGCACCGGAAGGCAGCACGACAGCCGGGGUUGUAGGUUCGGUUGAACGGACUGUUGUCGUUCGUCGGGGCCGCGUGUGGAGCUUUUGUAUCCAGGAGAAAUGGCUGGGAUUAAAGCUCUCAUCAGCCUGUCCUUCGGAGGGGCCAUCGGCCUCAUGUUCCUCAUGCUGGGAUGUGCUCUCCCUGUGUACAACACGUACUGGCCCCUGUUCCUCCUCUUCUUCUUCAUCCUCUCUCCGGUCCCGUACUGCAUCUCUCGGCGAGUGGUGGACGACUCGGACUCGGCCAGCAACGCCUGCAAGGAGCUCGCCAUCUUCCUCACGACGGGCAUCGUCAUCUCGGCGUUCGGUUUGCCCGUCGUCUUCGCCAGAGCCAACGUCAUCGCCUGGGGGGCGUGCGCGCUCGUGCUCACGGGGAACGUCGUGAUCUUCAGCACCAUCCUCGGCUUCUUCAUGGUCUUCGGCUCCAAUGACGACUUCAGUUGGCAGCAGUGGUGAAGCGGAGGUUGUUUUUAUUAGCGUCGUUGUUAUUAUUAUUACUUCGGUAUUACUGUUUGGUUCUCGUUGUUAUUUAUAUAUGAUGACCGCCCAUCUAUUGACUCACCAAACCAGUGCAAUACUUUCUUUUUAUUUCUUUUUUUUGUGCAUUUUAUUGAACUGACACUCGUGGGACGGUGAAUGCUGACUUCCUGCUGGAUUUGUGCUCGUUUUAGUUUCUGUGUUUUCUUUUUUCUUAAUGUUCUCUAUCUGUGUGUGAGCUGAAACCACGUGACCGAGGAGGACCGGCUCGCCUCUAUCUAUUCCACUCUCUGGAAGAAGUGAGAUGCUGGCUGUGCUUUUCCCUUUAAGUGGCGAGUUGAGUGUAAAUCAGAAGAAAACUGACACAGGCACAGAUUUUAUGAUCCAUAAUUAGCCGAAAUUUUUUUCUUGUUGUUUCUAUUCAGCCCGAUCGGAUUGAAAAGCUGUUUUAUUUGACUUCUUCUCCAAAGUAAAAGGUGAAAGUGAAGCUGAUGUUCAACGUAUGGCUGUUCGUCAGUUGUUCUUCACGUCUGUUUGGAAAUAUGUGUCACUUCAAUUAUUUUUUAAGUUAGCCCCCCCCCCUUUUUUUUUGCAACCCGUAAAAAAUAAAAGUCCCCGGAGCCGAGGGAUUCGUUUCCUCUGAACUUGAAUAGCAUGAAAAGCUUCUCCCUCUGUAUAUUUCAGUAGCCGCCGGCUAACGUAGGAUUAGCUCGAGGACGGCGGCCUCGUGAGAAUCCGCUACUUCUAACCCGAGGCUCCCCCCCCCCCCCCCCCUAAGCUUCUUUUUACAUGCGACUCCUUCAAAAUAAAAGACUCUGUCGCCCGUGUGCUUCGCUGUUCCCCCGUUUCCCGUUUCCAGAAAGCAAAACUCCACUUCACAUCCUCCUCACGCGGCUCAUGUGAUGAUAGAAAAAAAAUCCAUGUUAUUUGUUUUGAGGUGUUUGUGUGUGAAGGAGGCGUGUCCACUGGUUCGUGUCAUGAUGUCGGCAGCUUACCGCCUCCUGCUGCCCAGGUGCAUUGUGGGAGCUCAAGCGCUGAUCAUUUCCUUUAUGGUCCAUUAUGUUGAGGUGGGGGUUGUUAUUGCGUGUGUGUGUGUGUGUGUGGUUCAGUUUGCUCUCUGGAAGAUAAAAAAAAACACAAUUAGAUUUUUAAUGAGUUCUAAUUCUGAUAAUAUUUGCGUCAUGUGGCUCUGCUGCGGGGUUGACAUGCACGGCAGAUUCCAACAUUUUCCACUUUUAAAAUAAAGUAAAAUUGUCAAGAAGAGUUUUAAAAAUAAAAUCAGUCUUUAUGCUAAGCUAAGUGCUACAUGUGAAGCCAGGGCAUGAGGACAUGUCCAGGAGAACUCUCCAGGUUUCCUUCAUAACAAAUAUAUGGUGUGAAAUACACAGUGGAAAUAGCGACACACACACACACACACACACACACACACACACACACACACAUUGGCGUUAAAUCCUUUUAUAUCUCUUUGAACUUGACUUGUUACGCAACUCCUCCAGAGACCUCGGUGAAGCACCACAGCGGCGCGAGCUCUUUAAAUGUGUUUUUAUUUUUCACGUUUAACUUGUAUUUUAACUUUCUGAGUACUAUUGAACAAACUACUGACCUGAUGCAUCUUGUUACGUAACGCCGCGCGAAGCUCCGAUUGGUCGAAACCUUUAAACUCCCCGAUGUGACGGGAUGAGUUUCUUCUUCUUCUCGUGUUUUCCUGUUUUUAAAGAGAAAUGUUUCGCUUUGCUUCCCCUGCAAAUGUCGGGAGGAUGUUGUUAUUUAUUUAUUUUUCACAAUCGAGACGCUUCGUGUCAAAAUGUCCUCCCGUCGUUUUUUCUAUCGACGACCUUUUCUGUUAGAGGCAGAAGUCAGCAUGGUGGGUUUAUUUUCUUUUGUUUUCUUUUUUAAUAAACGCCAUUUUUGAACAUCC